AUGUUCAGAAACAACUACGAUAACGACUCGGUCACAUUUUCACCGCAAGGGCGGAUAUUCCAGGUCGAGUAUGCGGCGGAGGCAGUCAAGCAGGGCUCAGUGGUGGUGGGUAUCGCAAGCAAGACACACGUCGUGCUGGUAGCAAUCAAGCGCAACGCCGAAGAACUCUCAUCCUACCAAAAGAAGCUGUUCCCCAUCGACGAGCAUGUCGGCAUCGCCAUCGCAGGCCUCACCUCGGACGCGCGGGUCCUAUCCAACUUCAUGAAGCAGCAGUGCCUUGGCCACCGGCUGACGUUUGGGCGCAGCAUGCCCGUGCGGACGCUGGUGGAGAUCAUCGGCUCCAAGGCGCAGAUCAACACGCAGCACUACGGCAAGCGGCCGUAUGGCGUGGGCUUGCUGGUCGCGGGCGUCGACGACCACGGCCCGCACCUGUUUGAGUUCCAGCCGAGCGGCAUGACCGAGGAGAUGGUGGCCUUCGCGAUCGGCGCCCGCUCCCAGAUGGCGCGCACCUACCUCGAGAAGAACAUUGACAAGUUCGCCGACUGCGACCGCGAGGAGCUGAUCCGCCACGGCCUGCGCGCCCUCAAGGAGAGCUUGGUGCAGGACCGCGAGCUGACGAUCGACAACACGAGCGUGGGUGUUUCGGGCGUGGUCAAGGCGGAGGACGGCAGCAGCAAGGUGGAGCCCUUCCAAGUGUACGACCAACAGGACGUGGCAGCGUGGAUAGAGAGCGUGGCGGAUGACAAGGAGGGCGGUGCGGGUACGGGCGAGACCGAGGCGGAGGGCAUGGAGGUCGACUCAUAA
Messenger RNA from Chaetomium globosum CBS 148.51, 804 nucleotides. RefSeq lists its product as uncharacterized. Gene Ontology annotation, cellular component: nucleus; proteasome core complex, alpha-subunit complex; proteasome core complex. Bases 1 to 804 code for a protein of 267 amino acids. Lineage: Eukaryota; Fungi; Ascomycota; Sordariomycetes; Sordariales; Chaetomiaceae. Gene Ontology annotation, biological process: ubiquitin-dependent protein catabolic process. The transcript is spliced from 3 exons. The record is from RefSeq and is a predicted model, not a curated record.